Molecule: messenger RNA, 11101 nt
Organism: Aphanomyces invadans
Lineage: Eukaryota; Oomycota; Saprolegniomycetes; Saprolegniales; Verrucalvaceae
Exons: 4
Coding region: 52-9966 (3304 amino acids)
Biological process (GO): protein targeting to vacuole; protein retention in Golgi apparatus
Cellular component (GO): extrinsic component of membrane
Source: RefSeq, a predicted model, not a curated record
UACACACUUAAGCGCGGCGGCAACUCCAUCGGCGUCGGCGGCAUACACAUCAUGAUUGAAGGGCGCCUGAAGGCAAUCGUCGCCAACCUUCUAGGUGACUGGAUAGAGAGUGACAAGCUUGACCUGAGCAUCAACAUAUGGAACGACGAAAAUGUGCGCUUUGAGAACGUCAACCUGAAGGAUACGAUCAUUCCUGUCUCGGCCCCGUUCCGCCUUAAAGCAGGUCUCAUCGGGUCCUUGACGAUGAACAUUCCAUUCAAAACAUUCGGCACAACACCUGCUAAGAUCACACUCACCGAUGUCCUCGUCGUGUUGUCGCCACGCAACUUAGACGAUGUCGAGAAAGCACAGGAACUCGAGGCACUCAAGGACGAAAAGAAGGCUGCGCUCGAAAAGGACUUUCUGGAACGAAUUCUCGGGCCUCAAAUGAAUCAGACAAAUGUUGCACAGGAACCGUCUCCUCCAACUUCAGCCAAAGACGCAAAGAGCAGCACGAAGAAGAAAGCCGCCACCUCGCAAGAGUCGCAAGGGUACUACGGCGCAGAUGGGUUCUUCGGACGGCUUGUCACUCGUUUGAUGGACAACUUGCACAUCGAGUUCAAGAACGUGCACAUUCGCUUCGAAGGGACCGACGUGAAUCGCGACUUGUCCAAGGUGCCGCGAUCCCUCGCGAGUGGAAAGUAUGCGAUAGGGUGUAGCAUUGGCGCGUUGUAUGCGGAAACCACCGGCAGCAAUUGGAUUGCCAAGUCCCACAAUGAAGCUGACCCGCAGAGUGGCGACCAUGUCGUGCUGAAACUUAUUCAGGCGACCAACAUGUCGGCGUACGUGGACCCACACGCGCUGCACUUCGUGCACUCUUCCAAGCACCCCAAGGUGCUUCACGCGACGCUGUCUCGGCUCAAGGCAAUGGCGGACCCAACAGUGGAUUUGCGGUGGUGGAAACAAGUGGACGGGGACAGCGAUGCCCACACUCAUCGCUUUGUCUUGGCUCCUUUCCAUGUCACGCUCAAGUUGACCAUGAACAUUGACAUUCAGGCGGACAAGAAAACCGAAAACACUCCGCACUACAACGCCCAGUUUGAACUGUCGCGGCUGAUUGUCAUGCUCGAUGACGAGCAAGUUGUGCUCGCGAUGCGUGUGAUAGCGUCGGUUGCCCUCCACGACCAGUGGCGCCAAGCCAUUGCCCAACGCGUGCGGUCUGACGAACGCGAGCACUACACGGUGACGCUGAAGGAACAAUACAUGGUGCAUUGGGCGGCACUGCACAAGGUCUGCACAAAACAGUCCAAUUGGGACAUUGUUAAGAAGUCGGACGCAUGGAAGCAGCUGCAGACGCUCGAACAGCUCGUGUCCAUCGACGCGGCGAUCGCGAUGCGGAACGACAUUGCGUUUGAAGGCGAUGAUGUCGCCAUCGAUUCUGACAUGUCGCGCACGUCACUGCACGACUUGGGUGAAGCGUUGGGGAUUCCCGCGCCGCAAAUCAACGUCAAGUUUCAACGGGGAAAAGACAUUGGCUUGAAAAUGUACUUGUGUCCUACGACACGAAUCCCCGUCGUCGACGAAUGCUUUGGACAGGCAAAGGCGAACACUGCCAUCAAGCCUGGCCUCCUCCUUGUGAAAGUGGACGGCCAUGACGUGUCGUCGCUCUUUUCCUACACCACUGUCGACGACCUGUACCAACAACUCAGCGCCAGAGCCCUCACUGCGGCCAUCGUGUUGACGUUUCGCCACCCAGGGGUGCAGCCGUCUCAAGUGACGCCGUCGCAAUUGGUUUCACAUGUAGACGUCGCGGUGCCUCAUGUAGAGGUACGUUUGGUGCUGACGCCGUUGAAACAAGUGGUAGCCGCUGCGAUAUUUCAGUUUGUCGAUCUGUCGAUCCGUGGAUUUGGUCCCGGGUGGUUUUCGUUCCAUCGGUAUCGGUUGUGUGCGCGGCACUUUUAUCUGCAAGAGUCGGUCUCGUCCCCGUACCGCAACCACUGUUUGGCGUCUAGCAUUGAUCAAAUCAAGCACCCCAAGGACGUCCUUCCGAUUGCCGUGUUGGAGAUGAACUUUUUGGAAACGGACCAUCCGUCUCUACCUGACAAGUCUCAGUUCGCGACACAAUACGGAGUCCAUAUCGGUGACUUGAUCUUCAUUUACGAACGGACCAAAGUGCUGGCAUUUACAGUCGCGUUGGCGGACUUUUGCAAGCGAGCAUUUCCUCCAGCGCCAGCUCAUUUCUCCAGCCGGGGUGGAGCUUCGUCAACGACGUCUUCAACGAUUCCUCUGGCUGACAUUCCCCUUCGCAUCCGUUAUGACUUUUCGAUCCAGUCGCUUCGUGUGUAUGUCAAAGCCGUCGUCCACCGACAGCGAGCCACGCGGGCGGAAUCUGUUGCGGGAGCAAUCCAUCCACCAGCGAACCGGUCGAUUUUCAGCCAACUUACCCUGCACAAAGCGCAUGGCAACUCGCUGGGCCUUCAGGACUGGCUCAAAGACACUCUAAUGCUUGAACGUGUCGUGGCUUCGGUCAUUCACUUGCAGCGAUACGUGCGAGGUCGCAACAUUCGUCGGUUUGCGUUGCCGCCCCCUCGACCGUCAUAUCCUCCCGACGUCCCUUUCGAUCACGCGUCAGUGUUCAGUGUCGCGUUGCGAUCGACCACGGAACGACAGGGGUACCUUUACGUCCACGACUAUCGACUCGGGAGUCGACGAUGGGUGCCGCUCUUCUUUGUCCUCGAGAAAAGCGGCCUGCUGCGUGUAUUUCGAACCGCAUCGUGCGCAGUCUACGUCGCGUCGUACGAAAUGGAGAAUUGCGUUGACGUCGCGAUCCGAGUCAAAGACGACAGCAUCAUCGCGCCGUACUUUGCCAAGCCCAUGUCGUUCAUGUCGAUCAAGUGGCGUACGACCCAUUUUGUCACGAAUGCAUUCGGGAUCAAUACAACCCUCGUGGACACUGUCGACCUGCUUGUUGCGAGCGCCGACCCGUCCUGCAUCAGCAUGUGGCAUUUUGUUUUGAAUCGAUACAAGUCGACUGAGUUUGACGUGACGACACGGACGCCACUUCCAGAUUCACCGAUCGGGAUGCGGAAAUGCACGAUGGACGUUCGUGGAGCGUACCGCGGCUGGCUCUUCCGGCAGGACUGCACCCUUGCCUUCCGACGUUGGCACGAACAUUAUGUAUACUUGGACGAAUCCGGUCAGUUGCGGUUUUACGAAGACAACACUGGUCGCGUAUUCAUCGACGAAGAAUUCGUCGAGAACAUCACUUCGGUCGUCCACGUCGGAAACAUUGUGGAAGUGGUCAACUGGGCAGAGCCCUGUCAACAAAUAAACGACAAAUUGCACUCCCCCCCUCGCGUACGACCUGCUAUGGACUUGAGCCACUUGGGGCCUGCGGGCGAGUCUGACGGUCAGCUGUCGUACUGCAUUGAAGUGACGGUCGUGGGCAAGUCGUUGGACCCCACGACAAAACCGUCGUCGCGGUCCUUUCUCUUGGCCUCGUUUUCGUUUGAUGAAGUCGCAGACUGGCGGCAUAUUCUGUGGGAGAAAAGAAUGGAUUGCCGGCAAGAUCGGUCGAUUCAACACCUUCGGCGACCAGCCCCGACUAAAAUGGUGUCGUGGCCGGCAUGGUGGCGUGCCCAUUUGGGAGUGCGCUUCAGCAACACGGCAAAACCCAACCACAACGUGCGCACGAUGUACUCCAAUUUACACAAGUGGAUCAGUUUGUACACAAACCACGUGUCUGGCACAAUCUUUUUCCACGAUCCAGCUCCUAGUACUGGCCUCAGCAUUGAGCAAGCGGGCGCGAUACUGGCCGAACUUCGAAUGGGUAGAUUGGAAGUUCGAGAUCGGCGGUCGGCCAAGCCCUAUUGCCUUGUGUACAUUGGGGACACGUUCUUGGAGUUUGAACGAGGCAAGCUCAAAGCCGUCGCGAUCAACUCGGAGCAGCUGCAAGACAAGGGCCAAAUGACGAUGACAAUGCAGUUUUGUGGACCGCAGAUGGGAGACAAAUUGUUUGGAGAGAUUCUCAAGCCUGGACUGUGCUUAGGACUUCAAUUUAGCGGCUGCAUCUUGCCGAAUUCAUUCCAACAAGUCUUGACGGAUGCCCUACACGAAUUGGCGCCGAUGUGGGAAGACGCGAGUCAACCCCCUGCACCUUCGUCGGUUGAACCGUUUUUGCGAUGCCAGGAAAUCACACUGGAUAUUCGCGUCGGCAUGUUUGAAGCGUACAUUGAAGAAAAGCACUGCGUGGCUAAGUUUCUCAUGGAAGGCAACGAAUUGUCGUAUGGCUCGUCGACUGAUCGCGAACGAUUGCAUCUCGCGUUGGGGUCGACAUCGCUGCAUGUCAUGACGUCGGAAAACCAGCUCCGGCUGGCUCAAAUCGACGGUGCCGACAUGGAGUACGAGCUCGCGGUGCAAUCCCUGGACCGGAUGACGUCGAUUCGAAUCGAUCAAGUCAAACUCGAAGCGGAUGGACGAAUGCGCGUGUUGUACCAGUUGUUUGAAGCCCUUCAACUGUUUGACGACGACGACGAACCCCUCGACGACUACUCGUAUGACAACAUUUCAAUGGCUGCGCCGUCUCCACUCACAUCGCCAGUCGCAAUCACUGCCCCGGUUGAGUCGAUGCGUCCCCGCCAUGUCCGCAAUGAAUCAGGGGUGUCGAUACGGUCCCAGCGCAGUUUGCGUGGACAUCGCAGUCAAACUGGUCGCAACUCGGAAUUCUUUCAAACGUUGUCGUACAUUCAACCGUUGCUGACGUAUCAAACAUACCUGGCGCUGCUCAACAAGUACAACUACACGUUUUGGUCCGGGACCAAGGACACGAUAUAUAUUGGGUGCCGAACGGUCGUGUUUGAAGUGGUCAAGCGCAGCUUGUCGUUGGUGGCGCUCGACACGUAUAUCCCCGUGAUGAAGUUUUCCGUGAACGAAAUACAAUGCAGCGCUCAAACGUCGACUGAGUUUCGCGCCGACUUUGAAGUGGACGCGUCGGUCACGUUCUCUGCGCGGUACUACAACACUGCCCUCGCGGACUGGGAACCUGUCGUUGAGCCAUGGGAAGUCGCCAUCCAUGUCACCAAACCGGUCGGAGACGGAACGAUCGACACCCCCAAGCCGCUAACGAUGGAUUUCAAAGCUCGCCAUCGUCUCAACAUCAAUUUCACCGAAGCCCUUGUUCGCCUCGUUGUGUCGGUGAGCAAACACCACAAAUCCACCUCACUCAAGAACUCGGAGCGUAUGCUGCCGUCGAGCGAAACUUCCGAAUGCGUCAGCGUGAUCAACAACUUGGGGGUGGCCAUUCGCUUGGCGAAUUUGAACACGACCAACCCAGGUGUCCUCACGGUCGAAAUACGCGACGGAUGGAGUUUGCCAGCGUACACGCGAUUCCACGACGCAACGGUCGAGGUUAUUUUGCUACCGUGGUGGAACCCCCAGGAAAGAAGCCACGAAUUGGCGUCGUUGAACCAUGCGUUCCACUUGAGUUAUGGCGGCGCGAAUGCCGGCGUAGCACCGAAACUGCGCCUAAACGUACGUCUCAAAGGAAACACGCACGACCACGGAUCCGUCGAACUCAACUUGGCUGGCAACCUCAUGGGCACGGAAGGCGUGGAAGCGAAGCGAGUCAAGUUUUGCCAGUGGCAUCGGUUGAGAGAUCCAAGAGGCGUGGUGACAGGCGAAGUCCUGGUUGCACUCCAUUUCACUCCGACGCUGCCGCUGCAAAAACCAUCGACCGUCCAAACUGUGCUCAGUGGUGGAUCGCUGAUGGUGGAUCCGUUUCGACUCGGAUCUGGUGGAGUCGAUACCCGCGACUCGACCGAUGGAGACUCCACCAUGAAGAUUAAAUUGCCUGAAAGCAUUCGCAAUGGCUAUGUGCCACCGCUUGCCCUGGAAGUCAUGGUCGACGGAAAGCCACGGAGUUUGCUCUGUCCAUUGCAAAGGGCUGGCAAAUUCUUCAUCAAAGGCGAAGGAGUGCUGGCUGAAGUGAAAGUCGCCCAACGCGACGAACUACGCCGAGUAUUAAUGUUGAGUUCGCCAAAGCAGGUCAAGAAUGCUACGCGCGUGGUGCUGAACGUUGGCGCGUUUCCCCUGAUAGAGUGCGAUGCUGUGGCGACGACCGAUCUACCUCUUCCUAUAAGCUCUCGUGGUCGCUCCAUUUCGUUUCCCUGCGUGCCGAAGUUAGAGGCAAUGGUGCCAGUGAACCCCGGCCGAAAGUAUUCGCUGCCGUUGGGCGCGCUGUACAGCGACAAUAUGUAUGGUGUGAUGGUGCAAGUACAAAAUUCCAAACGGACGAAAAUCGCCGAGCUCGCGACGCUACAGGAACAAGUAGGGUGUCACAUUCUGUAUCUAGCCCCUCUCCACGACGACGACUGCGGGUAUUGCUUGUUUAUGGAAGUAUUGAGCCACGUUCGCAACGUGUACCGCGAAGAACAGUUUGACACGGAAUCGUCGACGGCCGACAUCAUCAGCCACGACGCCAAGUACCAAAUUCAACUUCAUGCUGGUUUUGUGUUUGAAAACGCGCUCCCGAUUCGGUUGAAGUACAAGCUCGAAGUUCCGUCUCGCUUUGACACAAAAGUCGUGGUGGCUGAAGGAACACUCGCGCCAGGGGACGAAGUUGAAUUAUUGCAUUUUCACAAGCAAGCGUACUUGUACUUGUGCGCCCCUGACGAAGCGUCGUCGUGGUCGUCACCGAUCAGUUUGGCCAAAUGCAUUUCCCAAGAAGGCACGACAAUAUCCAACCAAACGAUUUCUCGCGCAGAUGAGCCGGAGCAGCGCCGCAGCGCUGACACGCUCGAAUUUGUGCGCGAGAGCCCUGUGUUCAAUGACCUCAUUCACAACAUUGUGCACUUGUUCACCGCCCGACUGGAUUACACCGUCGCGGACAAUGGGAGCCCACGCACGGUCAUCUACUGUUCUGUGUGGAUUUACAACUACUCGCACGUUAAUGAUUUGCUCGCGCGGUGUGCGGACAACACGAACAUGAUGGUCACGUGUCCGACGAUGAAAGACCAACCGAAUCCUCGAUUGAUGGAUUGCGCCGGCUUGGCCCUGGAGCUCAACACUGUGAUGAACCAUGAGCCAGGAAGGUGGUCCGAGCGAAUCCAUGCGGGAGUUGUGGGUGUGCAGAAGUCGCUGACUCUCAAGGGCAUUCAUCGGGAAAAGCAUGAAGUAGGCGUGGCCAUUCAGCGUCCCUUGGGUCAGUUCCAUCGCACAGCGCAAGUCAUCAUCUCGUCGCGUUACGUUGUCGUCAACUACACGAGACUCAAGUUUAUCAUGGCCAGCGAAGCCCAUGGCCGUGGUCGAAAUGUCGAAAUCGCCGCCGACACGAUCGAAACCCCGUUCGACUACCCUGGGGACUUGACUUUGUCUGGCAAAACUGUGUGCUUGAAAGCAGGUGGUGGAUCGGAUCGAAAUUAUCUCAACUCGGAUCGAUGGAGCGGGCUGUUUUCCGUGGAAAACGAAGACGAGUUCACGCUGUGGUUGCCUGGAGCCCGCGUUGAUGAAUACGAAGACGCGGUCCCUCGAAUUCGAGUCAAAGUGCACACUGUCGGCGCGACAAUCUUGAUUAAGCUCUCCCGUGAUGAUCCGCCCAUGCUUAGUAUCCGGAACGACACGAACUUUGCCAUCAAACUCUUUCAAGUGAACCAACAGGAAAGCUUGGUCAUUCCACCGAAUGGCAGGAUGCCGUUCGCGUGGGAGAGUCCCGACUCACCUCGGAAAGUGUCGUGCUGCAUCUUCAUGGAGCAAUCCGCGAUGGGGAAGUGGACGACUCCAACCAAGACGAAAGUGUGCGAUUUUGACAGUCUUGAUUCGGAGGAAGCAGUCGUGUGGGAACUCAAGCGACUUGGCGCUCAUGUGGCCGCCGAUGUCACGCUCGAAGUGUCGUCUCGAACGCUUGUGUUUCGAGAUGCCGUCAUGAACGACUUUCGUCGAGGUAAGUACAAACUCGAAGUCAAAGUGGUGGCUGUCCGCCGGGAUGUGGAACAACACACAACGACGUCAACGGAAGCGAUCGUAUCAGUUCACACAGAUUGCUCCGAUUCCCCGCGACAGAUCACACCGAGCACAACGAUGAAGGGUCAUGGGAUGUACCGCUUUGAGUACGACAUGUUGUUUCCGUGCUUCACCCGACCGCGGCAAUUGUUUGUCGCGCUCUUCGAGCAAGAGAUCUCGAACUCGCUACAUCUCGACAUUGACGACCACCCACCGUUGCCCAUCACGCCAGACCAUGUGUCCCCACGCAUCGCAUCGUUUCAUCAACUGGACGACGGUCCCCGUGAUUUGGACGAGUUGAGGGCGACCUUGGCCAGAGAAUGGGAUUCCCCAUCGUCGAUUAGCUGGAUUGAUGAGCCUCACACCACACCGACAGGGCCAUCUGCUCUCGCCCCACCCCCCAAGCACAAGGAGAUGGUCGGCCUCGUCGACAUCAAAAUACCCAAGAAAAUGUGGAAACAACUCCGCACAACCGAUCGGAAACUGGGCGACUUGGACGGAUCGUGGUGGCCGUUGAUACAGCAUGGGACACCCGUCGGGUCAGUGCAGCUCGCGAUCAAGUGCUCGAUGUUUAGCAAAGACAACGACAAAGAUCAAAGCCGAUACCGCAAUGGCCUUGUCGUGAGCAUGUACCUGUCGAGCCUGGCGGUGUCGUUUGUUCACAACACAAAUCGACUGGACGUGGCAUAUUUCAUCCUGCAGCGCGUGAAGGUGCUGUACGAGAACCACAAAGGCACGAGCGAAGUCUCGUUGUCAGUCGGCAACACCCAGAUGGACAACCAAAUGGAUCGCAAAGUGGUGUUCGGCCCUCGUGGGUACAAGCGAAAGGAAGGCGUGAGCGUGCGGCUACGUGACCGAUGGCGACAGUGCCUGAGCCACAAACACAAGAAGUUGUUUGAGCAAUUCGACAUUGCAAUGCUGCCGGUGGUGCAACUUCGUAUGCUGUACAACGACACGUGCAGCGCCGGGUCAUUCCACGUCGAGCUCGUGGAACUGAUUUUGCAAGAGCUCGAAAUUACGACGGACGAAAAGUUUGUCGUGAAUUUGAUCAGCGUGUUCCAGGGCCUCGAAAGCCUCGGAUCGUCGGAAACGUUUGAUUCGGUUCUGGACAAACGCGUUGUGUUUUCAGACAUUGACGCAAAGCCCAUCACGGAUGGAUUGUACAUUGAGCAACUCGACAUCGAGUCGAUCCGCAUCUUGUUCUCGCUCGAAUUGAAUGGCGGCAAGCACAUUGCAACGCUUGGGCCGUCGGGUCGUCGGUUGGCCACGUACUUGCCCGUGUCAAACGUCAAGGACCUUCGCUUGUACUUCAGCAAGCUCCUGUUUACCCAUAUAUACGACAGCCAGACCGUCAUCAUUGACAAGCUGUAUCGCCAUUACAUGCAACAAGCCCUCCUCGUCGUGCUCCAAGGCUUGUACACAGUCACAUUGUUUGUGAACCCGUUUCGAAUCAUUUAUCGACUUGGCCACGGAGUGCUCGAAGUCGUGCGAUUGCCGGCUCGAGGGUUGGCGUCGGGGUCGCCAGUCGAGCUCUUGAGCGGAGCGUACUUGGGCGUUCGGUCGUUGGCCAUGAACACGAUCAGUGCCAGCUACGAGGCCGUCGCGGGAGCCACCGGUGCCGUGUCGUCCAUUAUCACUCCCAUGAUCUUCAACCUCGAGAAGAAACACAAGUUCCAAGAAGAGAUGGUGAACUUUCAACGAGCCGUCAUGACGGAAGUGGACGCAUUCGAUGCAGCAGAGGAGCAGCACAUGACCAAGACCAUUGUACGAGUACCUCGGACCUUUACCAGCGUUGGGUUAUUGAUCGAGUACGGCCCAGGGUCGCUCCCCAUGGAUGAACAGGCUCGAGUGGACUUGAAAGCCGCCGUGUUGCUCCAAAACUGGUGGCGUCGACGGCGCCUUGUGAACGCGCUGUUCAGCAAGGCGAAUUCGCUGAAGGCUGCCCCGGUGGAAGCCCCGACAUCGUCGUCCGAGUGGUGUUGCAUUAUGUAAUUUUAUUUAUGCCGGUGCUUGUGUCCUCGCGUUGAGGCGGAAAGACGCUAGCGCAACGGUUGGAACCCACUCGUCAGUUUGUACGAGAGAUCCGUGAUGGCGUCCUUGAUCGACACCAGUGCCAACAGAAAGUAGCCCCAUCCACACGACGAAUCGCUCCCGUCGUCCGUUGAAAGUUCGUCGCUGUGUAGAGUGUACACAGUUUCCAUCGUGUGAUUGUCCACGACCAAUUGAUACUCUUGCUGUAAUGCGCUCAGGGAACGCUUCAGGCCGUGAAUGACGCCUUGGAGUUCUUUCGCGGUGUCUUCGUGCAUCUUGGCAGCGCGCUCGCUUGCGUCGAGGCUGGCUUUGGCUGUUUGCACAGCGUCCUCGAGGGCUUCAACCGUUGCUUCCAGGCGUUGUAUCUUUUGUUGUUUAAUGUCGUGGGAUAGCACUAGUCGUUGUUCUCGUUCGGCUUGGUCAUUCAGUCGACCAGCUAGCUCCUUGACUUGGAGCAUGAGCUCGCUUCGUUCACAUUGCACUUUUCGGUUCGCUUGAGCAAGGUGGUGGCAGCUUUGAAGAGCGUCCGCUUUUUCUCGUUCAAAGGCAGCGACCAUGUCGCGGAGAAUCGCGUUGUCCUUGGCCGCAGCCAACGCUUUCGACCGCCAGUACUGAAUCUCGGCGUCCUGUCGAGAGAGAGUCUCGUCCUGCGCUUCCUGUUCGCGCAGGUGUGUGUUGAGCUGCUGUUCCAAAUCAAUGCACUUUUGCACGGACGUGGCGCGAUGGAGGUUCAACUUUUGCUGCGACUCGAGCUCUUCGAUGCACUGGCGCGCGUCAUUGUACUUGGCACUCAACGCUUCGUGUUCGACUUCGAGCGCAAAAUACUUUUCCGCCAGCAGCGAUCCAUUCGAGGCUGCAGCUUCCAGCAAACGCCGCUGUUCGUCAAUUUCUCGCAAGGCGGCGGCGAGUCCAUCUUGUUUUUUGGAUAGGACUUCAGGCAGGUAAUCAGUAUCCGCCGGUUCGGUCAAGGGCUCCGUCGCAUCGACGAGGACCGCUCCAUCGUUAUUGUUUUCUUGAUCGUUGUUGGUGUCUGUGUACCGAAGAAUCUGCGACAUCGGCAGUGUUUGGCGAUCGAAUGAAUGGGGAUCUCGUGCCA